Penaeus vannamei (Pacific white shrimp) is the source of this 1585-nucleotide messenger RNA. RefSeq names its product mago, exon junction complex subunit (gene mago). The record is from RefSeq and is a predicted model, not a curated record. NCBI's taxonomy places the organism in Eukaryota, Metazoa, Arthropoda, Malacostraca, Decapoda, Penaeidae. Gene Ontology annotation, cellular component: exon-exon junction complex; catalytic step 2 spliceosome; nucleus. Gene Ontology annotation, biological process: RNA splicing.
AGUGAUCCUCCUCCAACACUCUCUCCAACAGCCCAACGCCGCCGCACACGUUGACGCGCGAUGGGCUCCAACGACUUCUAUAUCCGCUAUUAUGUCGGCCACAAAGGCAAAUUUGGACACGAAUUCCUUGAGUUUGAGUUUAGACCAGAUGGCAAGCUUCGAUAUGCCAACAACUCCAACUACAAGAAUGAUGUUAUGAUCCGUAAAGAGGCAUAUGUUCAUAGAUGUGUCAUGGAAGAGCUCAAGAGAAUCAUUGAUGACUCGGAGAUCAUGCAGGAAGAUGACGCACUUUGGCCACAGCCUGACCGUGUGGGCAGGCAGGAGCUAGAGAUUGUCAUUGGUGAUGAACACAUCUCCUUCACUACCUCCAAGAUUGGCUCCCUCGUCGAUGUUAAUAACUCCAAAGACCCAGAUGGUUUGAGAUGCUUCUAUUACCUUGUGCAGGACUUGAAGUGCCUGGUGUUCUCAUUGAUUGGUCUCCACUUUAAGAUCAAGCCCAUUUAAAGAGGAUACAAGCUUGUGACGUCAAAUGGGUUGUCAGCAAUGGAAGACAUAUUUUUGGUCACUUUUAUAACUGUCAGGAAACCCUCCAAACAAAGAAAAAAAAAUAAAGGCACACUUUCUGGCUUUUAAAUAAAGGGUAUGUUCAAAUUUUUACUUUACUUUGUCUUUUCUUUUCUUUUCUUUUUUCAGCAGUCAUAUGCAGUAUGAUUUUUUACUUAAUCAUAUACAAUGUAAGGUUAUCAUAAUAUAAUAUUUAAUUUACAUAUUAAGCAAGUUUUCCUUCUGUUUUAAGACAAAUUUAAGUGAUUGAUUGUUCAAUUCUUUUCAUUAAGAACUUGUAUUAAAAUAAUAACAUAUUUGCCAGUUACUGUUAUUCUCCCAUAACAGCCUUUGCAAAUAUUAUAGGAAAAAUAUUUAUAUUAUUGUAUUUUGAUAUUUUAUAAGGGUUAAAUUUUACAUUAGAUCAGCAUAGGCACAUUUAUUAAGUGUAUAAAAUACAUAUCAGUAUACAUUAUUCAAAAUAAUAUUUACAGACAUCUUGUACCAGCAUAAAAAUGAAAAAAUAUGUCCACUUUGAAUCCAAAUUGUAUAUUUUGUAAGAAUACUCUCCAUGGAAAAUAUAAAAUGACAACUAUACCAUUAGAACUGUACACAUCAGAAAAGCUAAAGCUUACAGAUUAGCUAGAAAAAGAGAGAAGCGUAUUAUUGUGCCUGAGGUAGGAAAGAGGUUAAAAUACUUUUUGUUUUAACUGUUAUAAUAGGACUUCCAUUAGCACAUGUAAUUAAAAAUAAUUGAAAGGACAGAUGCACUGUGCUUAUACUACUUUUGAAAUUAAUUUUGUAAUGCAACAAAAAAAUUAUCUUGUAUUGCUUAAUAAAAAUUCUGUAUAAACUGGUAAAAAUUCCUAAUGCACUACUUGACUGAAUACAAAAGACCUCAAAACCGUUUUUCCACAAUGCAUAGUGAAGAAACAGACUAAGUUUAAGACAAGCAAAGAAUUUACAGAUGAGAAGAAGUUGUGAUGUGUAUUAUAAUCAAAGCAAUUCCAUGAAAAAUAAAAUGUGCUUUACAGAACCCAAA